UCUCUUUCCAUCUCCACGAUUUUCAAAAUGGUUUCGUCACAAGUCAUCAAAGCUUUGAAAGAGGCGCUACCGUCAGGCCAAUUCAUUCAGCGCGGAACUCACUCCUACGACAAACUGAACUCAUGGUACCUCUCCGAGUUGGAAUCCGAUCUUCAACCUGCCUACAUCUUCCAGCCCCGAACAAAGGAAGAGGUCGUUACUUUUGUACAGACCAUCAAGCCCUUCAUCGGUGAUGAGAAGUUCGCGAUCAGGGGUGCAGGAUGUCAACCGCUUCCCGGUUGCGCCAAUAUUCAAGAUGGCAUUACUUUGAAACUGAGUCAUCUGACUGGAAUCAGUAUCGAGGACGGUAUCGUACGGAUUGGAGCCGGUGAGCGCUGGGGUACGGUGUAUGAGAGGUUGGAUGUCGAAGGUCUCGGUGUAUGUGGAAGCCGAUCUGCAAAUGGAGGUAUUGGAGGGCUGGCAUUAGAAGGCGGGUUGUCAUUCUUCUCCAGCCGCGAGGGGUUUAUCUGUGACAACGUCCUUAACUACGAAGUCGUUUUGGCCUCUGGUGAUAUUGUCAACGCAAACGCGCAUGAGAACUCCGAUCUAUGGAUUGCUCUUCGAGGCGGUGGAAACAAUUUCGGAAUCGUCACUAGAUUCGACUUCAGGACUUUUAAAGAGGGAAACAUAUGGGGCGGCACUGUGUUCUAUUUUGCUCCAAGCUUUCCAAGCCAAAUCGAGGCUCUCGUUGGCGAUAGCCUUCAUGACCCGAAUGCCAGCACAGAUACUCAUCUUAUGCUUAGCAUCGGAUAUUCUGCAAUGUUUAGCGAGGAUAUCAUGUGCUUGAACCAGCCAUAUUACACCAAGGCAGUCGAAAAUCCUGCAGUACUCGAUCCCUUCACCAAGAUUCAACCACAAGUUGAUUCUCUGAAUACGAUGCGGUUACAUAGCUUGAGAGAAGCUUCUCAGGAACAGGCAGCAUCAGCCCAAAAGGGAGUGAGAUGCGCGUAUAUGAAUAUCACCGUCAAGGCUGAUGCAAACACGCUUCAAGCCGGAUCUGCCAUCUAUACAGCUGGGCUUGCGCCCAUCAAGACCGUCGAAAAUGGGCUAUUCUCAUUCACCUUGCAGCCAUACCCAAUCUCCUUACUAGAAAAGUCUGCAUCCGCAGGAGGAAACUUCCUAGGCCUCAAAUCUGCGGACGGUCCUCUCGUUUCGGUGCUCUUGAUGUCGUACUGGAAGAACAAGGCCGAUGAUGAGGCCGUGCUGGGAUUCAUGAAGACUGCCCUAGAGAAGAUUAAGCAAGAGGCUGCUUUGAGAGACAAACUUGUUUUUUACUUGUACAUGAACUAUGCUUUUAGCCACCAAGAUCCGAUUAGCUCUUACGGUGCUGUGAACAAGGCGAAAUUGCAAGAGAUAAGUAGUAAGUAUGAUCCAGAAGGCAUGUUUCAGAGAGGUUGUCCAGGAGGAUUCAAGCUUUUCCCUUGCAUGGGUGUUCAAGACGAGCAAGACAUGAUGGCAAAAAUUGUGUUGACAGUAGACAAACACUAG
Molecule: messenger RNA, 1527 nt
Organism: Mollisia scopiformis
Lineage: Eukaryota; Fungi; Ascomycota; Leotiomycetes; Helotiales; Mollisiaceae
Product: FAD-binding domain-containing protein
Exons: 4
Coding region: 28-1527 (499 amino acids)
Molecular function (GO): FAD binding
Source: RefSeq, a predicted model, not a curated record